GAUAAAAAUAUUUUUUUGUAUUAAAUAUACUCAGUACAUAGUACAGAUAUAAAUAAACCAUUGUUCGUUUGUAUUACAGUCGGCCAUAAGCCUCAAUUUAAAAAUCCAAAGACAUGACAAAAAGUUUGUACCGUUGGAAAAGAAGAUGAUGAUGGUGAUGAUGUUAAUGAUACUAAUUUUUUCCAUACGAUCAUUAUCCGUUAAUCGUUUCGCUUGUUUUUUAAUCCUUCCUACUUCUUUCUCCCUUUUUCAUAUAAACAUUUGACAACAUUUAUCUUGUUUGUACUGUUUCUCGUAUUUUUUUCAGUGCCAGUCCAACGGUUCCAUAACACCCGCAGUGUAGGUCUUACACGAUAGAAAAUAAAUAACAACCAUAAGUUUAUAAGACACAUCGAAGAAAGGUAAUCGGUUGUUUGCGGCACAUACCGUUAUUUAACUCGAGCGAAUAUUAUAAAAGGCCGCUCAACUCGCUCACAAGGUCAGUUUGGGUCCGAGGUUCGCCUAUUUUUCGUUUGAAAUGAAGUUCAAAAGUUUGUGUUUUAUUAUUUAUUUAUUUGUUGUCACUUACUCAGUACAGUCGCUGGUAAUCCCUGAGAAAAUAAAACCCGAUGCUGUUAAUUUUACGGGAUUACGUGAGUUUGAUGGUGUUCCUAUCGAAGCCAGUAGUGAUGUCGUUGACGCAGUCAUUGUCAAGGCCGUUGAAAUUCCUGAAGAAAAAGUAACUUAUGAAGGGUCACAAUUAUGGCGAGUACUCGCCGACAAUGAACAGGCCGAUUUUGUGUCUUUUCUUCAAGACACUGGAGAAGUUGUAAAGUGGACUGGAAAUGAUUCUACGGUUGAUGUCCUUGUCCGUCCAGAUAUGAUUCCACGUGUGUCACGUUUCUUACGCGAACGACAGGUUAAAUAUGAUGUCGUUAUACCUGACAUCCAACAAGCUAUAGAUCAAGAAAACCCGCAGCCGUCAGCAGAAGAAAUCGAAGAACUUGAAGGAAGAAAAGCUCGUUAUUCUUGGUGGAAGGAAGUCAAAUUACGGCGUAAUUUUAUUUUACGUCCUCGUGCUCCUCUUCGUUAUCCUGUAGCUAGUGUACAUGGUGAUGGAAAAGGCCUUUGGCAUUACAAGGGUCAUCGUAUGGAGUGGUCAAGUUAUCACCGCCUGGAAGACAUUCACGGUUUUCUGGACUACCUCGCUGACACAUUUCCUGAUUUAUGUUCAGUAAUGACGAUUGGAAAUUCUGUCGAAGGCAGAGCUCUUAAGGUCUUGCGCAUAAGUAAAGGCGAUCCAAAUGUGCCUGCGAUUUGGAUAGACGGUGGUAUUCAUGCUCGUGAGUGGAUUUCCCCUGCAUCCGUGACAUAUAUUAUAAAUUAUUUGGUCGAAAACAGCGAUGAGCUUCAAGCUGACUAUUACAUUUUGCCUGUUGUCAAUCCCGAUGGUUACGAGUAUAGUUUCCGAGGGGACAGAUUGUGGCGUAAAAAUCGUAGCAGUCCCGAAAAAGGUGGCGUAUGUAUUGGCGUAGAUUUGAAUAGAAAUUUUGGGUACCGAUGGGGAGGUCUCGGUACCAGUAAGCAACCAUGUAGAGAAAUUUUUGCUGGUACUGGGCCUUUUUCGGAGCCUGAAACAGCAGCAAUGAAAAAUUUCUUCGAAGCUAGUGCUGCUAAUUUCAAGGCAUAUUUAUCAUUCCACAGCUACGGUCAAUAUAUUUUGUAUCCUUGGGGCUAUGACAGAAGAGUGCCACCAGAUUACGCAGAUUUAGAACGUGUGGGACAACAAUCGGCCUCAGCAAUGAAAUCUGCUGGUGGUUCGGGUAGCGUUUAUACAGUAGGGAACAGUGCAACGACACUUUAUGCAGCUGCUGGUGGUUCUGAUGACUGGGCCAAGGCGAUACUCAAGAUCAAGUAUGCAUACACGAUCGAAUUGCGCGACAAGGGUAAAAGUGGCUUCAUAUUACCAGCUCGUUACAUAAUUCCCACUGCUAAAGAAGCACUUGCUGCUGUUUUAACAAUAACUGAAGCUUGUAAAUCUGUAUAAAUUUAUAUUUACACUAAUAUUUAUGUCUAUUUAUAUAAUUAUGGUUGGGGAGCUUGUGAUAAUUCAUUAUAAAUAUUUUCUAACGGUUAUUUAUAAUAUAAGUUUAAUUAUAAUUAUUUAUUGUGACUGUUUAUUAAUAAAUUUUUAAUUAAAAAAGAA
Molecule: messenger RNA, 2185 nt
Organism: Microplitis demolitor
Lineage: Eukaryota; Metazoa; Arthropoda; Insecta; Hymenoptera; Braconidae
Product: carboxypeptidase B
Exons: 7
Coding region: 518-2026 (502 amino acids)
Biological process (GO): proteolysis
Molecular function (GO): zinc ion binding; metallocarboxypeptidase activity
Source: RefSeq, a predicted model, not a curated record